Molecule: messenger RNA, 897 nt
Organism: Emiliania huxleyi CCMP1516
Lineage: Eukaryota; Haptophyta; Isochrysidales; Noelaerhabdaceae
Exons: 2
Coding region: 1-897 (298 amino acids)
Source: RefSeq, a predicted model, not a curated record
AUGCUGCGGGCGAGGGAGGCGGAGAGGUUUGCGGCGGAGGAGGCGCAGCGAGAGGAGCAGCGGGCGGCCGCGGCGGCGCGCAAAGCCGCUCAGGCAGAGGCGGCGCGUCGCGAGAAGGAGGCUGCAGACAGGAGGGCGGAGGAAGAGAAGGCGAGGCGGCGCGCAAAGGCGGCGGAGGCAACGGCGGCCAAGAUGGAGGCCAAGGCGAAGAACAAUAAGGCCAAGAAGGCGCCGUCUGCCUGCACGCUCGAGGAGGAGCGGAGGGCGCGGGCUGCGGCAGAGCUUCGCGCGCAGGAGGAGAGGGCGGCGCAGCUGGCUGCUGAGCAGGAAUCGACGAGGCGAGCGGAGCGCGAGGCGGCAGAGCUAGCGGGUGCGGCGGAGCGGGCGGCGCUGCGCGAGGAUGCGGAGCUGGCAGAGGCGCUGCGCCGGUCAGAGGCGGAUGCGGAGGAGGCGCUGGCGCGUCGGGUGUCGCGGUGCGAGGAGGCGGUGAGCAGUGAGUCGACCGGCGGCGGCGGGGACUUGCAGCGGCGUGUCGAGCGGCUGGAGGCGAGCCUCGGCACGGCGACCGAGGGCAGCCUCGAGGAGCGGGUCGGCGCCAUCGAGCGCUUGAUCGGGCCAGAGGCGGGAGAGGUGGCGGAGCAGCCUCUGUCAGCCACCGAGCCGCUAGCUGCCGUCUCGCUAGCGGACGCCGGCCUCGACACGGGGCGGCCAGCUGCCCCAGAGUCCACGAUGGGGGGAGAGACCACGUGCAUCGUGUGUUUCGCGAGAGUCAAGUCGCAUGCUGCGGUUCCCAGAGGCUCCGUGGGGUCGAAAAGGCCGACGCUGGGAGUCGCAAUCGUCAAACCAUCGCAGCACCACGCGGUCCGCACGUACCGCCCACAUCCCCUCCACCGCUGA